Messenger RNA from Cyphellophora attinorum, 2031 nucleotides. Its product is annotated as Meiosis protein mei2. The transcript is spliced from 5 exons. The record is from RefSeq and is a predicted model, not a curated record. Gene Ontology annotation, molecular function: RNA binding. Lineage: Eukaryota; Fungi; Ascomycota; Eurotiomycetes; Chaetothyriales; Cyphellophoraceae. The coding region runs from base 1 to 2031 and encodes 676 amino acids.
AUGCGGUCCAACCACUUUCCUUCCAGCCCGCCCUCCAACGAGGGUACGGCUCCCACCCCAUCCACCAAGAACACCGUCGAUACGACGGUGACCGAAGAUGAUCUUGUUGCUGCCGUUGGCGGCCUGAGCCUCUCCCAGGAGAAGACCAGCCGCACCAACGAUCCUUUCCUCGAGGUCCCUGCCGGCUACAGUCGUCGUCCUCUCGUUGGCUUGUCUCCUACUGCCGCUGAGUUCACUCCUGGACAUCAGCUUUUCAACAAUGCUCAACUCUCCAGCCACCAAGCUGUGGUUGCUCAAGACGAGGCCUUCUCCAGCGAUGCUGGACAGCCAAAGCGUGCUAUCUUGGUUCAGAAGCACUCUCAAGACCUCGACAGCGGCAUGAAGGCUCGCAUUGUCAAGCUCCUCAACACUGCUCGUCUCAUGAUUCUCGCCAUCGAAUCCACCGGUUUCGUUGAACCCGGCGAAAAGUGUUUGGUCCGCUUCGACGACAUCCGUGAUGCGCAGAAGGCCUUUGACAUCAUCGUUGAUAACAUCGACGACGCUGAUGUGUCUUACCUUGAACCCAAAGCCGUAGCUCGCAUUCGAGGCUUUCCAGACACCAAGACCAGCAACUUCGACGGCCAGGUCACAUUCGACAUGAUGUGGAAUGAGUAUGCUCGCCCUAUCCAAACCCCUUCCAUCAUCAGCAUCUUCAAGCAGACUCUCCAAGCCGUCUGCCGUGUCAAGAUCAAGGCUUGCCAACUCCUCGACCACCAGCAGCUUCGCUGCCGUAAGCUCCGCGUGGAGUUCUACGACAUUCAUACUGCCACAGAGAUCGUCCGCAUGCACGAGUUCGAACACAAGGGCAUUCGCUUGGAAGCCGAGCGCUACCAAGCAGUUCUCCAUGGUCCCUACACUCCAUCAACUUCUCCGACUCAUGGUGGAUACGGUCACUCCAUCGAUGAGUAUGAUGACUCCAGCUUUGGCCCAAGCGUCACUGGUCGCUCCAUGGUCUCCUCUUACGGCCCUCCUCAACGCGGUCAUGCUGAAUUCUAUGGUUCUCCUGCCAUCAACGAUCAUGAUUUCAUGUUUCCUUCUGGCUACGGCAAUCAAUACCGUGGCUCGUCUCGCGACGAAGAAAACUCGAUCGAUGUCUACGCCAUUCAAGCUGGUACUGAUGUUCGCACCACUGUCAUGUUGCGCAACGUUCCAAACCGCGUCAACUGUCACCAGCUAAAAGCUAUGCUCGACAUCACUAGCCACGGACGAUACGACUUCAUGUACCUUCGUAUCGAUUUUGCCAACCAGUGCAACGUUGGCUAUGCAUUCAUCAACUUUGCUACUCCCGAGGAUAUCAUUCCAUUCGCUCAGGCCCGUCAACGUCGUCGCUGGACUAUGUUCAACUCCUCGAAACAAGCUCAGAUCUCUUAUGCCACUAUCCAAGGUCGUGAGAACCUCGUCCAGAAGUUCCGCAACUCCUCUGUCAUGUUUGAGCAUCCUGACUUCAUCCCGAAGCUCUUCGAAGUCGGCACUGGUCUUCCUGAGGCUUUCCCACCUUGCGACAAUUCGUGGAAGUUGCGUCGUUCUAUGGAGAACGCUGAUUCCAUUGGUUUGUUCAUCCGUCCUGGUCGUCGUCAGCGCGGCUUCUACAUGCCCGGUCCCCGCACCCAAGGCACUCAUCACUACGGCUACACCGCCCCUCACCGUUUCCCACCCACUCCACCCUACAACCCUCCAAGUCAGCACGUGUAUGGCAUCCCUACUUCCAUGGUUGGCCGUCCAUCCUAUCCUGUCUGGAAUCCUCAAACCGGAUAUCAUGGUCAGCCCGCUCGUGGCCAUGUAGCCUUCCCUUCCCCAUUGAAUCACGACAACCGUGGCAAUGGAACCCAAGCUCCUCCUCGUCGCAACAACGAGUCCAGUCCAACUGAAACUCGUCGUCGCACAGACUUUGGUCCCAUUGGAUCUCGUCGAGGCAGUCGUCAAGACUCCAGUGAUGAGUCCAGCACUGAGACCUGGGACAACCCCAACCCCAAGCCCAAGCCCCGACGUUGA